GCGUGCCCGGGCCACGCGACGAGCAGCGGAUCAUGUCGCGGCUGGCCCUGGAGGAGCUGGCCGAAACAGAGCUGCAGAGAGAUGAAGAGGAGGCAGCCGCCCUGAGCGUAACGAGAAGACCCCCGGCGGUGCCCGCGGCUGGCCAGGACCCUGCGCUGAGCGUGAAUCACCCCUUCUACGAUGUGGCCAGACACGGUAUCCUGCCCGUGGCAGGGGAGGACCGCCUCAGAAGACGAGUCAUCACCUUCAGCUGCUGCCAGAUGCCCCCGUCCCACGAGCUCAACCACAGGCAUCUGCUGGAAGCAGCCGCAGCGCUGGGGCCCCCCGAGACCCAGCUCCCUAUCCCCACCCGUGCCCCGCACCCCUUGGGAGCGGCUUGGCGCCGGGGGAUAUUUUCCCUGAGCGACGUCCUGUGGGACGAUCAGGGAUGGGAAGGGUCUGCACGCGGCGGCCCGCAGUCGGUGUCGGGUGCGGAGACGGAGGAGCCAGGUGGGGCCGGCGGUGAGCGCCAGCCUCCAGCUGGGGCAGUCAGAGCGGCCAGGCGGAGGAGGCGGCCUUUGAGCAGCCCCGGGAGGGACGGGUGGGGCAUUGCUGGGCGGCAGACCCAGGAGAGAGUCCGGUACAAAAAGAACUUGAAGGCGCUGUACAUCGUGCACCCCACCAACUUCAUCAGAGUCCUGUGGACCAUCUUCAAACCCCUCAUCAGUCAUAAGUUUGGGAAAAAAGUCACCUAUUUCAACUACUUGAGUGAGCUCCGCGAACACCUCAAAUAUGACCAGCCGAUCGUCCCCCACAGAGGUUCUGCGCCGCGCUUCUGCUGUGUCCGCAGGCAUGACGGGAAGCUCCGGAACGCGCACCAGGGCAGGGUCCCCCCUCCCGCCAAGACGCCGCCGCCGCGGCCCCCUCUGCCCACCCAGCAGUUUGGCGUCAGUCUGCAGUACCUCAAGGACAAAAAUCAAGGUGAACUCAUCCCUCCCGUGCUGAGAUUCACAGUGGCGUACCUGAGCGAGAAGGGACUCCGCACUGAGGGCCUGUUCCGGAGAUCGGCCAGCGUCCACGCCGUCCAAGAUCACAAGAUUCAGCGGCUGUACAAUCAAGGGAAACCCGUGAACUUUGACGACUAUGGGGACGUCCGUGUCCCUGCCGUGAUCCUGAAGACCUUCCUGCGAGAGCUUCCCCAGCCGCUGCUGACCUUCGGGAUCACCAGUGAGCAGAUCCUCGGGAUCACCAGUGUGGAGAGCAGCCUGCGGGUGACCUGCUGUCGCCAGAUCCUGCAGAGCCUUCCGGAACACAACUACGCCAUCCUCUGAUACCUCAUGGGCUUCCUGAAUGAGGUGUCCCGGGAGAGCAUUUCUAACAGAAUGAACAGCUCCGACCUGGCGUGCGUCUUCGGGCUGAAUCUGAUCUGGCCGUGCCAGGCGUCCUCCCUGAGUGCCCUCGUGCGCCUGAACCUGUUCACCGAGCUGCUGAUCGAGUACUACGAGAAGGUCUCCGCCCCGGAGGCCCGCGGGGAGCCUGGCGCCGGCGGCCCUGAGGCCGGGGGGCGGGGCGGCCCCUGCUCUAGGCUGCAUGGGGGCCGGACACCCCCAGGACCCGGCCUCGCGCCCCGCACCUCCACGGCCCCUGACGGUGCCCGGGGGACUCCUGUAGCGUGGGACAUGUCACGGCGAGGCCACCUGUGCGCUCUGGCCUCGUGUGCCGUGAACUUGCCAUUGAGCAGACUUCCCAUGAGCCUUCUAGUGACGGCCGGGGUUCUGGCCCUUCGGCCCUGGUGCCUGAGAGCAGGAUGGACCUGUGGGAUCGUGACCAGCGCAGCUUCAGUGGAGAUGGGAAUUCACUGCCGGGCACGGAGAGCCGAGCGGGCCCCAGGGGCCUCCCGGAGACGAGCCACGGCCUCCGGGGCCCACGGGGCAGGCCGCAGGCGGAGAUCGGGGCGGCGGGUCCACAGGCCAGGGGGCGCCACAGCUCGCCAGCGGGCAGAGAACAAGGACACAGGUGGCACCAGCUUCUGCUCCCCAGCCCCGGGGGGCCCGGCCCUGGGCGCCUGUGGGGGCAAGGUGGGCUCUCCUGGAACCCCCCACAUGGGGUUGGAGGGCGAGGACAAGGUGGAGUGUGGACGCCCCUCCCCCCAUGCAGCCGCAGGGCCCUGGUCUCUGCAGCGGCCUGGCCCCAGCCUUCUCACACCCCCACCCUCCACCCUCACUGGCUGA
Messenger RNA from Hyaena hyaena (striped hyena), 2210 nucleotides. Its product is annotated as rho GTPase-activating protein 8-like. Gene Ontology annotation, cellular component: cytoplasm. Gene Ontology annotation, biological process: negative regulation of endocytic recycling; small GTPase-mediated signal transduction. Gene Ontology annotation, molecular function: GTPase activator activity. The record is from RefSeq and is a predicted model, not a curated record. NCBI's taxonomy places the organism in Eukaryota, Metazoa, Chordata, Mammalia, Carnivora, Hyaenidae.